AUGUGGCUCUUCCGCGACGAACCCCCUCCACCCUCCCCGCCCGCUCCCUCCGCGCCCACACCGGACCCUCCCACGACGGUGUCCUCCGCCUGCGCUCCUCCUCCGGCAGAGCGGGCGGACGCCAUUGACGCGCCGCAGCCGCCUCAGUCGCUUCCCGUGCUCGGCGUGCUGUGCGUUGACCACGGCGGCGCGGCGACGGCGACGACAUGCGGCUCCGCCGGCUUCAUCCUCGCCUACACCAACACCGGCGUCACCGACUCUGCGCUGCACGCCGUUCGGUCGUCGCGCGAGGGCAGCCGCGAGCGAGAGAAGCGCUCCGCCGGCGUGCGGGCGAAGCUGCGCGCGGCGGUCGAGUCGCUGCAGGCCGCGCACGGCGACGCUCUCCUCGGCAUCGCGCGACGAUGCCUCUUCGAGCGGCGCUCCCUCGCCGUCGCAGCGGGCGACGCGCACUCCGUCACCGUCGCUCUCGAAGAGCCCGCGGCGCGGCUGCAGGCGAGGGCCAACGCCGAGGUGACGCGUCACGCCAGUGAGAGGCUGCCCUCGUUGUACGUCGAAGGCUGGAGUCGGAUGCGCUAUGUCCACGGUGAACGUGUAAACCGCACGAGCAACAACGGUAAAAAGCUGAAGUUUAGAGCGCAGCCAGAUAGCAAGGACGACUCACGCACGGUCGACUAG
Messenger RNA from Emiliania huxleyi CCMP1516, 675 nucleotides. RefSeq lists its product as hypothetical. NCBI's taxonomy places the organism in Eukaryota, Haptophyta, Isochrysidales, Noelaerhabdaceae. The coding region runs from base 1 to 675 and encodes 224 amino acids. The record is from RefSeq and is a predicted model, not a curated record. The transcript has 5 exons.